UCAUGAACCUCGUCAUAUUUAUAAAGAUCUUCAUCUUCUUCAAUUUUUUUCUACAGGACGAUGGAUGGUCGUGAUUGUUAGUACGACUACUAAAGGUACAUGACGGAUAGAAGUGAAGUGCAUAAUCUUUUACGAACAUUACUGAGUUACUCAACCACGUAAGAACGAGAAGAAAAAGCGACAUCACUGAGUUCCUCAACGUAACAACUACAAAGUUACUGUUCAGGAUUAGAUUUCAGUCUCUCCUACUAAAAACCUUAAUUUUCGUCUUCCUCUCCUUAUCCUACAAAGCGAACAAAAUGAUCAACGACGAGACGAAUUGGCAUAUUUUGAACCAGGGGUUCUGUUCGUUUAAGGUGAAACUGAAACAGCCACCGCAAACCUUCUGCCGGAAUGAGUAUAAUGUCACCGGUCUCUGCAACCGAGUGUCCUGUCCAUUGGCGAACUCAGAGUACUAAUUGAUACUUUAUUUGGUCAUGAUGUUGAUGAUGUUGAACAUGUCAAUAUGAGAUAUGAGAUUCAAGUUUGCGCUAGUAUUUUCUAGAUAACCUUCGUUCAGCGCGCGCCUCUCGGAUAUCUUCCUUUGUUGAACUUCAACUUUCAUGACCAACUACAAAACUCAACAAACAUACAACUCUUCUUCAACAAAGGUAUGCGACAGUACUGGAAAAAGAAGGUUUAUGCUACCUCUACAUAAAGACAGUGGAGCGGGCACAUUCACCGAAGAACUUGUGGGAGAAAAUAGAACUCUCGAAGAAUUUCAUGCAAGCUCUCAAGCAAAUAGACGAGCACUUAAUGCAUUGGGCUGAUCAUAAGGUACUUUUUUCUUACACCAUCGACAACUAGGUGGUACAUCCUUCUUCAUCUCUAAUAGGAAAACUAACGCAAACUUAAGUACUACACAACAACAUAAUCAUGAACAAGAGAGUAAUCAUGUCUUUGUUAACCAAUGCUUAUUGAUCUCCCAACAAAACAGAAAAACCGAUGCAAGCAGAGGUUGACGAAGUUGCGACAGGUUUUAUUAAGACAGCGCAAGGCCGCUCUGGCGCCAAAGCUCACCACAUCCGUUGGUAUCAAGAAGAAAACGGAGCGUCGCGAGGCCACUCGCGAAGCCAAAGCCGAAAAAGCCGCCAAGGUCGAAAACGCCAUCGAGAAGGAGCUGUUGGACAGACUCCGACUCGGCACUUACGGCGAUUUGUACAAAACUCUGGGUGAGCACAAUUCCGAAGCCAAUAAAGAUCAAGAUGCGGAGAUGUUGGACCAAGAAGAACUCUCCGUGGACGACGAUGAGAUCCAACAAAUGCUCGAAAUGGAAGAUGAAGAUGAAAAAAUUGACGAACGAGACCUAGAAUAUGUCGCGGAUCUCGGAGAUGAUCAAGAUGACGAGGAUGACGAUUUCGGCAUACCAGAUGAAGAUUUAAGUGAUCUAUCAGAUGAUGAACAAGUAGACGACGAAGUAGAUGGAGAUCUUGAUACUUCUCGUACAACAACUGCUAGGGACGGCGGAGAUAGUGAUGAAGACGGUGCUUCAUUAGAUAACCCAAGAAGUGGAAAUACACCUGGUGCAUCUUCUUCAAGCAAACCAGGAAAGAGAAAGGCGGGUAGAAGAAGUACAGACAUAGGAGAUAUGGAAGAUGUACUAGGUGCAAGAAAGCCGAAGAGGAAAGCUCCGGCAAAGAACAUCGAAUACGAGGUCGAAGAAGAAGGCCCAGGAAGGGAAAAACUCUUGCGAUAGUUAGAGGUUGAUAAUGCGAACUUGCUUCUAAACUUCUCCUUCAGCUUCCUUAUUUCGUUGAUUCUUGCUCAAUAUUCUCAUUACCCCUUCUAUCAACAUGGAUGUUCAUACUCAAAUACUUGUACUUCAUCUGCUGCAUAUGGAAUUGUGAUGUUGUUGCAUAUGAACAGAGGACGUCUAUUCCUGUAGACAGCAAUGCCUUUCAUGCAAUCUAUCAUGGUUCAUUUGGAAUAUUCUAUGCGAGGAAGUCUUCAAAUCUUCCCAAGCAAAGUAAGGG
Amoebophrya sp. A25 is the source of this 2012-nucleotide messenger RNA. Lineage: Eukaryota; Dinophyceae; Syndiniales; Amoebophryaceae. The record is from the annotation of a GenBank genome assembly.